Messenger RNA from Perca fluviatilis (European perch), 1652 nucleotides. It is a transcript of the gene cpo, whose product is annotated as carboxypeptidase O. The transcript is spliced from 9 exons. Gene Ontology annotation, molecular function: zinc ion binding; metallocarboxypeptidase activity. Gene Ontology annotation, biological process: proteolysis. The record is from RefSeq and is a predicted model, not a curated record. NCBI's taxonomy places the organism in Eukaryota, Metazoa, Chordata, Actinopteri, Perciformes, Percidae. Bases 198 to 1277 code for a protein of 359 amino acids.
AAGGAUUAUAUAGUAAUUAAGGCUUGGCUCUGAUUAAUCAUUAACACAGUAAUAGGGUGUGUGUGUGUGCUGUAUGUGGAAGAGGGCUGAGGCAAAGGUGCAUCUUUAUCUGAUGGACGUCUUUAAAAUGCUUGUAUCAUACUGAGGUCAGUGUCACAAACAGUUGCAAAUACGGAGUUUACUUUCACAAAGUGACAAUGCUUAGCUAUGUGGGACUGAGCCUUUUGGUGCUGCUUUCAGCGAUGGAAGCAGCCACAGUAGAGAGAGUGGAGUAUGACUACUACAAAUACCAUACCAUGCCGGAGAUCACCAAGUGGAUGGCUCAGGUUGAGAAGGAUAACCCUGGUGUUGUGACCAUAGUGGAAUACGGACAGACCUAUGAGAAGAGAGUCAUUCGCUUGCUCAAGAUUGGCCUCAAUACUGGAGAGAAAAAGAAAGCUAUCUGGAUGGACUGUGGUAUACAUGCCAGGGAAUGGAUCGCCCCGGCCUUCUGUCAGUACUUUGUCAGACAGAUCCUGCAAGCACACAAAACAGACCCAAAAAUGCAAGAGAUGAUAAGAAACAUGGACUUUUACGUCACCCCUGUACUCAACAUGGACGGCUACAUCUACUCCUGGAAGGACAACACAACUCGACUGUGGAGGAAGAACAGGUCACCGGGACCUCCAGACUGCGACAGUUACGGCACUGAUCUGAACCGCAACUUUGACGCCAACUGGGGCACACUUGGAGUAUCAUUUAACUGCAGCUCAGAAACCUACUGCGGGAGCCAAGCUGUGUCCGAGCCCGAGGCCCAGGCUGUGACUUAUUUUGUAGGAAGCCGGAAGGAUGACUUCCUGUGUUUCCUCACCAUCCACUCCUACGGCCAGCUGCUCCUGGUUCCCUAUGGACACCCCAACUUCACUGCCCCAAACUACAAAGAGCUGAUGGAGGUGGGUUUGGGUGCAGCAGACGCCAUUAGGAGUGUCCACGGAAAGAACUACACUGUAGGAACCUCACCGGAUGUAUUGUACGCCAACUCUGGUUCAUCCAGGGACUGGGCUCGGUUUCAGGGGAUCCCUUACUCCUACACCUUUGAGCUGAGAGAUAAAGGGACAUUCGGCUUCCAGCUUCCUCAGGAUCAGAUCCAGCCAACCUGUGAGGAGGCCUACAGCGGAGCCCUGCACAUCAUCACCUACGCCCACGACAAGACCUUCAAUGGUGCCGUGGCAACCGCUGCUGCAACCCUGUGGACCAUGCUGUUAACAGUGGGCGUCACCAGCACCACCUUGAUGUGAGGAGCAAAAAAGUGCACGAGGGAAACUGACCAAAGCUGUAUGGCUUUCAGUUCCAGUCAUCCUGCGUGUAUGGCACAAGUGUAUAGUUUAGGCUUCAAGUUAGUUUCAGAAACGGUUCACGUUUUUUAGGGCACAACGUGUUUUUUUAAUCCUCAUUUUAGGCAGAAUUUUCUAUUGAUAAAUGAUCAAUAGUAUGGAAAUGUAGCCGUUAAAAAAUAAUAAUGCACCUUUGGUUCACUGUUGUGUCUUUGAAUGAUCUGAAAUGUUUAUAACUGUUUAUAAACUUCCAUAUUCCAGGCAAUAGUUAAUGCAUUACAAUAUUACCAAGUCUUAACAGCAUCUGGUGCCAAAGAGUAAUAAAAAAAUAAUAAUGUC